CGGUUUGGUAAAACAAUUUCGUUAGUUUCUUAUUCCAUACUCGGCCAGCAAAAUGAAGCAGUUAUUGGUGAUUUUGUACAGUGCCUUAGUGGUGACCAAUGCCCAAUUGCCGGGCUUCAGUUUUGGUCCUAGUGGAUUUGGGGGCUUUUCACUUUCGAAUCCUUUGUUCAACGCUUCAUUCGCGCCUGCAAAUCCGGUAGAUCGUAUUUCGGACAUUGCUUCAAGGUUUAGGGACGUAGCGAAUAAUGUGCAACGUAAUCUUCCAAAAAUACCGCAAUUUACUAAUCCUCUGUCAGCAUUCUCUCGAUUUGCAAGACCGACAAGUUCAAGUGGUUCGACAAAUGCGAACUCCAACAACAAUCAGAAUUUCAAUAGCAAUCAAGCGAAUGAGGGCACCAGUGGCGCCAGAAAUGCCAUCAACGAGGUGCUGAAUCGCAUACCAGGACUAUCAGGGGUACCACGUGUACCAGAAAUACCUAAGGUGCCAGAAAUACCGAGUUUCGGAAACCCGAGUGAUGUUUUCGGUCCUUUUGUGAACUCUUUGAGAAAUAUGACUAAUCAAGGCAUCAACGACCCCGGGCAGAUGUUUAAUCAGGUGAACAAAUUUUUACCCGAUGUAUCUCGCAUUGCUAAUAGCGUUGCUAACUAUGCUAAGUCCGCUGCCAAUUCUGGAAUAUGGAAGAAUAUAUCCAACGACAUCAAACAUGAAAUGCAGAAUAGAAUUGAGUCGAUGACCCAAAUGCUAUCGAACAUAACUUCUGCCAUGAAAAAUAUUGCCCAAAGUUUACCCAAUUUAAUGCAGGAUCAAAGCCUCAACACUACACUUCGCAAUCAACCAUUCUUCUUCCCAGGACAUUCGGGAAUUGUUCACCUGUUCGAGUGGAAAUUCAGCGAUAUUGCUGAAGAAUGUGAGAAUGUGCUGGGACCUAACGGGUAUGGCGGUGUGCAGGUUUCUCCGAUCAACGAGUACUUGGUAUCGCCAUCACGAGCUUGGUGGGAAAGAUAUCAACCUAUAUCUUUCGAAAUAAAGUCACGAUCGGGUAACGAGAAGCAAUUCUCGGAUAUGGUGAAGCGUUGUAUGAAAGCCGGCGUUCGAAUCUACGUGGAUGUAGUAGUCAACCACAUGGCUGCUCCUGGGGCUUCAGCGCCUUUGUAUGGGACGGCUGGAUCAACUUGUGAUCCGCAGGCUAGGGAUUAUCCAGGUGUACCGUUCAACAGGUCCCACUUCCACGCUGAUUGCCAGAUCAACGAUUACAAUAAUGCGACUAAUGUUCGGAAUUGCGAGCUAGCUGCGCUUCCGGAUUUGGACCAAUCCAAUAGAUUUGUCCAAAACAAGAUCAUCCAAUAUUUGAAUCAUCUCCUCGAUCUUGGAGUGGCAGGAUUCAGGAUGGACGCUUGCAAACAUAUGCGACCAGAAGAUCUUAAAUCAAUUUAUGUUCGCCUAAAGCCAGUCAAUGCAAUGUUUCUUUUUCCACCUGGUGCAAGGCCUUUUAUCUUUCAGGAAGUGAUCGAUUUGGGUACUGAAGGCGUUUCAGCUAAAGAAUAUACCAAUCUUGGAGUUGUAACGGAGUUCAAUUGGUGUAUUGCAGUGGGAGGUGUCUUUCGAGGAACAACCAAUGCGGAUGCCUUAGAAUUGCUUACGAAGAAUGGUUCAGCUGGGGUUCUUCUUCCGUCAAGUCAGGCUCUGGUGUUCGUAGAUAAUCACGAUAACCAACGAGGUCAUGGAGCCGGAGGUGAUUCUAUCUUGACCUAUAAGACAAAACGGCAGUACAUCCAGGCAGUGGCGUUCACUCUUGCCACCGAUUACGGAAUUGCGCGGGUUAUGAGUUCAUACAAUUUCUCGGAUCCAGAUCAAGGCCCCCCGCAAGAUACCGUUCAAGUAAUAAAAUCACCCGGAUUCGCAGCGAAUAACUCAUGUAGCAACGGCUGGGUAUGCGAACACCGUUGGCCAGAAAUUAGGAAGAUGAUCCAAUUCAAGAACUUCGUAGCUGGUUCAUCGCUGGACCAUAUACAAGCGACACAAAACACGUUCGCUUUCUGUCGCGGAGAGAAGGGUUUCAUCGUCUUCAACAAUUCUGAAAACACGAUCACGCAACAGUACCAUACGUGUCUUCCACAGGGUCAAUAUUGUGACAUCAUUUCCGGAGAAGUUUCACAGAGCACAUGUACAGGAACCGUAGUUAAUGUUGAUGCAAAUGGUGAUGCAGAAAUAACGCUCCCCAAGAAUUCAAUUGUAGCCAUUUAUGUACCUUCAAGGCUUUCAUAGAAUGAAUGAAACACUUGUAAAAUUCAGCAGUAGGGUUUAUUAUUACAAAUAAAAUCAUGUGGUGUUGGGAUAGAAUACCAAGCAAACUA
This is a messenger RNA of Aedes aegypti (yellow fever mosquito), 2355 nucleotides long. Its product is annotated as alpha-amylase I. The transcript has 2 exons. Gene Ontology annotation, molecular function: alpha-amylase activity; cation binding. Lineage: Eukaryota; Metazoa; Arthropoda; Insecta; Diptera; Culicidae. The record is from RefSeq and is a predicted model, not a curated record. Gene Ontology annotation, biological process: carbohydrate metabolic process. Bases 53 to 2266 code for a protein of 737 amino acids.